Coccidioides posadasii C735 delta SOWgp is the source of this 1208-nucleotide messenger RNA. RefSeq names its product Peptide-methionine (S)-S-oxide reductase (gene MXR1). The record is from RefSeq and is a predicted model, not a curated record. Gene Ontology annotation, molecular function: peptide-methionine (S)-S-oxide reductase activity. NCBI's taxonomy places the organism in Eukaryota, Fungi, Ascomycota, Eurotiomycetes, Onygenales, Onygenaceae.
UAUUUUAAUGGACGAGGCGGGCCAUCAUACAUAAUUUUAUUUGGGCAGAUUACAAUUCCGUCCGCAUCUGCUGCUUCGAUGCUCUGUCGAGAGUCAGGGACCGUUUUGGAUGGCGGUUGACUGAAACUAUCCGCGGCUUUCGCCAUGAUGUAAUCCUUGAAUGUUUCCCAAACACAAGUCGCAAGGUGGCGUUUCGUCGACCUGCGACAUCUUGGAAAUCGGGAGGGGAUGCCAACUGCCCAGGACUGAGACAUCACGCAUGGAAUCAUUUGCGGGGGCCCUUUUUAUCGAUAAAUCGCCUCUAUCCUAAAUAUAUAACUGAUUGACUUGUUAGUUUCAGUACUCCCCGCGUAUCUAUCAACUCCCUCUGCGUUGCGUUUCGUUCGCUCUCUAUUUAUAAAGCACACUCCCAUCUCCUACAUCCCCUCGUGUGCCUUUUCAGGACCUCAAUUCGCCAUGUCUCUGUUCUCGCGUCUCUUUCGGCCAUUCUCCUCCACCGCCAAUACCUCGCUCUCCGUGGGGCCGGCAGAAUCCCUCGCCGCGCUGAACUUUCCCGCAAACGCACAGAAGGCCACCAUCGCCGCGGGCUGUUUCUGGGGGGUCGAACACCUGUUCCGGAAACAGUUUGGGAACGGGAAGGGUCUCCUGGAUGCCAGGGUGGGAUACUGUGGAGGAGAUACAAAGGCGCCUACGUAUAGAAGUGUGUGUUCGGGCAUGACGGGGCACGCCGAAGCGCUACAGAUGGUAUUCGACCCGUCCGUCGUGUCGUAUCGCCAGCUUUUAGAAUUCUUCUACCGCAUGCAUGAUCCCACGACGCUAGACCGACAAGGCGGAGAUAUCGGGACGCAGUACCGUAGCGCUAUCUUCACGCAUGACGACGAGCAGCAGCGCAUCGCCGAGAAGAUCACGGAUCAGGUGAACAAGGAGUGGUGGGGGAAUAAGGUGACGACCGUUGUGACGCCUAUCGGGCAGUGGUGGGAUGCCGAGGAUUAUCAUCAGCUGUAUCUGCAUAAGAAUCCAAGCGGAUACGAGUGCCCUGCGCACUUUGUGCGAAAUUUACCACCGCUUUCCUAAAAGGCUUUAUGGAGAUCCUGGCGUCAUUCGAGGUCCCAUGGCUGUCUGACAGUAAACUGUCCCUAGACAAAAAGGGGUUUGAAAUGAAUAGCGAAAGUCCUUUUUAAUAAAAGUAUGUAACUAUGUACAUACAU